Saprolegnia parasitica CBS 223.65 is the source of this 1014-nucleotide messenger RNA. RefSeq lists its product as hypothetical. NCBI's taxonomy places the organism in Eukaryota, Oomycota, Saprolegniomycetes, Saprolegniales, Saprolegniaceae. Bases 1 to 1014 code for a protein of 337 amino acids. Gene Ontology annotation, cellular component: membrane; endoplasmic reticulum. The transcript is spliced from 3 exons. Gene Ontology annotation, molecular function: sphingosine N-acyltransferase activity. The record is from RefSeq and is a predicted model, not a curated record. Gene Ontology annotation, biological process: ceramide biosynthetic process.
AUGGGCCGCGGCAACUCGGUGGCUGCGCCGCCCGCGCUCGUCGACGGCCUCCUCCUCGCCACGCUCUGCGCCGAGUGCGUCUCGCUCGUGUACAUCCUCGAGCGCGACCUCCUCCUCACGCUGCUGGGCAUGCUGCUCGUCGUCGCCGUCGCCAUCUGUGUCGUCAAGGCCAGCUUUGGCGCCGGCGGCGCAUGGUUCUCUCGCACGUUCCUCGCGCAUCUUGGCGAUCCGCUCAAGAAGCGCACGACGCUCAAAAAGUUCACCGAGCAGUCGUGGCAGCUCGCGAUCCACGUCUCGAUGACAGCGCUCGAGCUCGUCGUCGUCGCCGACAAGACGUGGUGGGCCGACACGCGCUCCAUGUGGAACCCCGAAAGCGUCACGUGCGAUUUCCCGACGCACGACUACUUGACCGAGCUGCUCUACAUGGCGCAGCUGGCGAUCUGGAUCUACACGGCUUUUUCCUGCAAGUUUCUCGAAGAAAUCCGAAAGGACUAUGUCAUUAUGAUGACGCACCACGUCGUCACGAUUGCGCUCGUCUCGUGGAGCUAUGCGCAAGGGUACCUUCCGAUCGGGGUGCUCAUCCUCCUCGUGCACGACGCGUCCGACAUUCCCGUCGAUCUCAUGAAGAUGGCCAACUACUUGAAGCUCGGCGGCGCCCGCGGGUUCUUCGUCACCGAGAUCCUCUUCGCGAUCGUGCUCAGUAUGUGGUUCGUCGUGCGUCUCUACCUCUUCCCGACCAAACUCAUCAACUCGGCGUUCUGGGAAAACCGUGAGGCGUGCAUGGCGUCGCUCACGGACGCCCACGACCUUCGUAUCCUGCGCUUUCCCGGCGUGCCCAUGUGGUUUGGCUUCAACGCGCUCCUCCUCACGCUCCUUGCGCUUCACAUUUGGUGGGGCUUCCUCCUCGUGCGACUCCUCGUGACCGUCAUGACCAAGACGGCGCACGACACGGCCAAGGACGAGUACGAAGGCACGUCGUCCGACGAUGACGACGCCAAGGACAAAACCGACUAG